This is a messenger RNA of Lachancea lanzarotensis, 288 nucleotides long. It is a transcript of the gene ECM19, whose product is annotated as LALA0S01e10462g1_1. The transcript has a single exon. The coding region runs from base 1 to 288 and encodes 95 amino acids. NCBI's taxonomy places the organism in Eukaryota, Fungi, Ascomycota, Saccharomycetes, Saccharomycetales, Saccharomycetaceae. The record is from RefSeq and is a predicted model, not a curated record.
AUGCCCAGAAUCAGGUUCUUCGAUGUUGCCGCAUUCGGUCUGGUGGGGUUUGUUGGAAUAUACACUGGAACGCAAUUUUUCGAGCCGAUAAUCAUCGACAGACUGAGAAAAGACGGCAAUCUGAGAACAGACGUGGAGAUUCCUCAGUAUGACGAAGAGGGGAAUCCUGUUUCUCCGAAAUCGAUGCUUGAUUUGAGGGAAGACAUGGAAAAAAUCCAGCAGCAGCAGAAGGGUAUUCUGAGUGAUCUGCAACAGCAGCAGCAGCAGCAACUUGAUCAAAAAAAGUAA